CCCGUUCAGUCAGCAUGCGUUCAGCGGCGAAAUUCGACCAUGUCCCCCACCAAGCCCCUAGACGCCACCUAAAAAAAAUUGUGAUACUUUGUGAGAACUAGUUUCCCACCGAUGUAGCCUGGAGUGGCGGCGGAUUGGUUGCCCAAACGACUAGGGUAAUGUGAUUAAUCGGACGGUAAAAUGAGGGACAGCCACACCAUUGUCAGCUCAGUAGAAAGACACAUGAUCCAAAAAUCCUGACUUAGAAUGCAUCAUGGACGAAUUAUCGCCGGAGAAUGGAACACGGAUUGCUCCAGACGAAGACGCCGACGCCGACUCUGCCCUCGAAGUGCCGCUGAGCGAGUCUCUGGUAUCGCUGAGAUCAAGCAUUUUUGCGUAUCAGCAGGAAAACGGCCGGACAUAUCAUGCCAUGAGUGCAGGCAAAUAUUUCAUGCCGAAUGAUGAGAGGGAGAUAGAAAGACUAGACUUGCAGCACCAUCUCAUGACCCUGACGAUCGGGGACAGAUAUUGCCUGUGUCCUAAAAAUGAUGGUGCCGCCAGGGUUCUUGACCUUGGUACAGGCACUGGUAUCUGGGCGAUAGAGUACGCCGACGGUCAUCCUGAGGCUGAGGUAGUCGGUGUUGAUCUCAGCCCCGUGCAACCAGACUUCGUACCAACAAAUUGUUCUUUCGAGAUAGACGACCUCGAGAAGGAGUGGACGUGGUCUAAGACGUUCGACUUUAUCUUUUGCCGGAUGACGACAGGGAGUUUCGAUGAUGAUUUCAAGAUUGUGGAGAAUGCCUUCAACCAACUUCAGCCCGGUGGCUACUUCGAAGCCCAAGACAUAGCCCCGUUACGCUGUGAUGACGGCACUCUCUCCGAAACCUCGGACCUGUGGAGGUGGAUGACUCUUAUACAGGAGGGUCUGGAGAAGUUGGGGCGGUCUACUACCGCUGCGCAGGAGCGAAAGUCGGCUAUGGAAGCCGUGGGCUUCGAAGGCGUGGUCGAGACUGUGUAUAAGUGGCCGACGAAUCAUUGGCCGCGCGACAAGAAGUAUAAAGACCUGGGUAAGUGGAGCCUGGUCACCAUUGACUAUGGGUUGGAGGCGGCGGCACUGGCGCCUCUAACGCGCGGGCUGGGCUGGUCGAGGGAGGAGGUGCUGGCGCUGGUUGCCAGGGCGAGGACAGCACUGAGGGAUUCGACUGUGCAUGCUUAUUGGCCGAUAUAUGUGGUUUAUGGCCGCAAGCCGGUCAAGUCAUUGGAUCCGACGGCCGUGCCACCGUCGACAUCUCCAUCAGCGGAGGGAUCAAUGAGCUGAUGGAGUUGGGUUAUUGCCGGGGGCAUGAUUGUGAUAAUCGGUGUGGAGCAGCGCUCAUCAUAUGUCAAUCAAAUAAACUUUGGGGUCAAAAUUGAUACGUUGUAGUUGCCCACACGGCCAGUUGUAUAGCUGUUGAGGUCUCCUGCCGCUCUUCCGUACUGAUCGCCAUCUUCGUCCCAGAACUCGUCGAAGAUGUAGGAAACCCAG
Ilyonectria robusta is the source of this 1504-nucleotide messenger RNA. RefSeq names its product TAM domain methyltransferase. Bases 254 to 1297 code for a protein of 347 amino acids. Gene Ontology annotation, molecular function: methyltransferase activity. The record is from RefSeq and is a predicted model, not a curated record. Lineage: Eukaryota; Fungi; Ascomycota; Sordariomycetes; Hypocreales; Nectriaceae. The transcript has 13 exons.